Messenger RNA from Raphanus sativus (radish), 1849 nucleotides. RefSeq names its product probable serine/threonine-protein kinase PBL26. Bases 385 to 1686 code for a protein of 433 amino acids. The record is from RefSeq and is a predicted model, not a curated record. Lineage: Eukaryota; Viridiplantae; Streptophyta; Magnoliopsida; Brassicales; Brassicaceae. Gene Ontology annotation, biological process: protein phosphorylation. The transcript has 6 exons. Gene Ontology annotation, molecular function: protein kinase activity; ATP binding.
UGAGGCACACAAACAUGAGAGUAGCUAGAUAUGGAAACCAUUUUCAUAUCGAUUACAUAAAUUAAAAAAUAGUUUAAUUGUCUAUAUUUAGAGAAAUCUAGAAACCAACACCUGAAAAAUCUAGUUUUCUCCUUCCAAUUUUCUCGACGGUUUUGGUGUUGAUUUGUUUUUCUUGAUCUGGGGUUUGUUAGAUCUUGAGGUUGAAAACAUAUUAAGGUGAAGAUAAAGAGAAAACCCUAAGGGUUUCUUGGGAAAGAAACAACCAUUGUUUAGGAAGGAUCGUAAGACAUUUAUUGAUCUUUGAUCACAAGAGAAGAAGAACAAUUAAAGAGAGAUCGAUGUUUUUUUGAGAAAGGGUUCUUCAUAAGAGAAUUAGAGAAGAAGAUGAAUUGCUUUUCAUGUUUUUGCCAUGAAAAGAAAAAAACUCCCAAAGAUUCAGAUAGCAGCGGCCGGAGAAAUGGUGAGUUGACCGGUAGAGAUAUCAACAAAACACACCCUGAGAAUCCAAACAAGACCGAGAAUGAGCAGAACAAAGACAAUGAUGUAGACAAAGAAGUGACCAGCAACGUUGAUGCUCAAACAUUCACCUUCAGGGAGCUAGCUACUGCCACCAAGAAUUUCAGAAAAGAAUGUCUGAUCGGUGAAGGCGGCUUUGGUAGGGUUUACAAGGGAAAACUUGAAAAAUGCGACAAGGUUGUGGCAGUGAAGCAACUAGAUAGAAACGGGCUGCAAGGGAAUAGAGAGUUCAUCGUAGAAGUGAUGAUGUUAAGUCUCUUACAUCACAAGCAUCUCGUGAAUCUCAUUGGUUAUUGUGCUGAUGGAGAGCAGAGACUUCUUGUCUAUGAGUACAUGUCUCGUGGCUCACUCGAAGAUCAUCUUCUCGAUCUAACACCAGACCAAAUACCGUUGGAUUGGGACACACGAAUGAGAAUUGCCCUAGGAGCCGCAUUGGGUCUUGAGUACUUGCAUGACAAGGCAAAUCCUCCGGUGAUCUACAGAGAUCUCAAAGCAGCAAAUAUCCUUUUGGACAGUGACUUCAACGCCAAGUUAUCUGAUUUUGGGCUAGCAAAGGUAGGUCCUACCGGGGAUAAACAACAUGUGUCCUCCAGAGUUAUGGGAACUUACGGGUACUGUGCUCCAGAGUAUCAGAGAACCGGUCAGUUAACUAUUAAAUCUGAUGUUUAUAGCUUCGGAGUUGUGUUGUUGGAACUGAUAACUGGAAGAAGAGUUAUUGAUACAACCAGACCCAAAGAUGAACAUAAUCUAGUGACUUGGGCACAACCUGUGUUCAAAGAAACGAGUAGGUUCCGGGAGUUGGCUGAUCCAAGUUUGGAAGGAGAGUUCCCCGAGAAAGCACUUAACCAAGCCGUGGCAGUGGCCGCCAUGUGUUUACAGGAAGAGGGAACCGUACGGCCACUCAUCAGCGACGUCGUUACCGCUCUAGGUUUCUUGGGAACGGCCCCUGAUGGCUCUAUCUCUGUUCCACGAUACGACGACAUUCCUUCUCCUCCUCAGCCAUCUGGCGAAACGUCCGGUGAUGAUUCUGCAGCGGCAGAGGAACGGGAAAGAGCCGUGGCAGAGGCAAUGGAGUGGGGAGUUGCUUCGAGAGCACAUUCGAGGAACCCAAGUGCAGCACCUUCCUUAAACCCAAGUGCAGCACACUCCAGGAACCCAAGUGCUUCUUGAUUUUUUACAUUUACAUUUUUUGUCUUCUUGAAUUUAAUUUUUGGUUUUUUUUUGUUUGAACAUGCUUCAUUAAGUUUCAGAGAAUAGUGAUAGAAGUUGUUGUAAUGUUCUCUGUGUUGUAAUGUUCUGUUUUGUUUAAAUGUGUAUAUAUUCCGGCUGGGUU